Ambispora gerdemannii is the source of this 2586-nucleotide messenger RNA. The record is from the annotation of a GenBank genome assembly. NCBI's taxonomy places the organism in Eukaryota, Fungi, Glomeromycota, Glomeromycetes, Archaeosporales, Ambisporaceae.
AUGAAUGACUUCGACUUCUUUGACUCACCACCUCCGGGUCUAGUUACGCCAGUUCUUUCGGCGAUAAAUAUGCCUCGAGCAAAACCAUCCCUACCAUUAGAUUCAUCGCCUCAAGUAAAAUCAUCUCUGCCACCAGAUUUAUUGCUUCGCAUUAUAAAAUAUCUUCCAAUAACUUCACUUCCCAAUUUCGCGCGUGUUUGUCGACGCUUCAAAGUGUUAGUUUCAGAUGAUGAAAUAUGGGAACAUCAUUUAAGAAAAUUAGGAUUUUCUAUAAAUUCUAAUAUAGACAAUUCUAAUGGAUUACCUAUAAAAACAAGUAAAAACAAUAAAUCUUCAAUAGACUCAUCCGUGUCAAACUCAACAACCAUGGAAAUAACCAAAACGCUUAGUAAUAGUGCUGCAAGGCAUUUAUUCGAAUUUGGGCUUCUCUCAGGAAAAUCGUUGAGUUUAAUGCCGGGACUUUAUGAUUUAUUCGCUCAAAAGUCAAGAUCAUCGACCGGGAUAACUAGAUCGAUAUUCAAAGAAAUUUAUAGUGAAUUGUUACCAUAUUAUUUGGAUUUCCGGCAUAAGCGAAAAGAUAGUAAACUUUACAAGGAUUUUGCUGAUCCUUUAGAUCAGGCUAAAAUGUUGAGAAGGUUAACGAUUUUUGGCAAUUAUAACAUAACAUCCGACUCAAGUAAGAUUAAUAGUGUAUUAGAGACAACGGUAGAGUAUUGUGAAAACAUGGCACUCCAUAAUUUCGAAUUAGGUUAUAAUGCUAGCAAUUAUUCGGAAAUGAAGAAAUGGGCGACUCUUCUGUUAGAAUUGAAUGAAGGUGUAUCAUGUAUCCAAGUGUUUAUACAGAAAAACUCUAUCUUUUUUGAUCAUUUAUAUGAUCCAUUGGAUAAUUUUCUACAUGUGCCAACGUCUGGUGAACUGAAUUAUGCUCCAAUGGCUGAAUUCUUUAAAUCUGUCGAGGAUGAGUUCAUAAAGCAAGCCUCGGUCAUUGAUCAGGUUUUCCCGCAAUCGGCAAAUGUGUUUUAUACAUUUGUCGAGCGCGUAAUUGAAGAUGUUGUUACAGAAUACGUGUACAUUCUUUCAGAAGAGGCUCAUAAUCGGGACAAGAUGGUCUACUUUAAGACCACUGUGGCCGCCCAUCAAUUUUGUCAGCACACCGCUCUGGUUCUUUGGAAAGAAGCGAAACCCGGGCUUGAUAAAAUCAAGGCCGAAGAUUUAAUGUAUCAAAUGUUUGAACCAAUGAUGGAACGAUAUUUGAAUGAAGAAUUGGAUGAAAUUCGAGUAAUAUGUGAAGAAGAAAUUGAUAAGUGGAAUAAAAAGUUGGUAAACGAAAAAGCAGAAGCUCAACAACAAGCACUGUUAAACAACGGCAAUCAUGAAAUCUAUAAACGAAAUUAUCUUUCUUCUUUUCGUAAAAUAUUAAAACUUUCGACAUCUCGUUCGCGUAAUCCUAAUACCACACCACCCUCUCGUGCAUCUCCGCACGAUAAAAGAAGUAGCACGGCAAGUGUCCAGAGCUCUUUAAAUUCUCCACAAAGUCCAAUAAGUGCCUCCGAACUACAAGAGGCACUAUUGUGGAAUGCUCGUCUUGAGAAGCUGCAAAAGAUUCUGAGUGUGGAAACAGCUUUACAAUUGGUUCAUGCUAAUAAAGAUGCUUUACGAAGAGUGGGCACCUUUGUAGGAUAUCCUGAUCGUAUGGGGGUGAAAGUACAAGAAACCCUUGAAUCAAUUUUUAUAACUCUGCUGCAAACGUUAGGUCCGAUGCACAUAAAACCGGGAUUUGAUACUGCAGUUCUACGCUUGGGUGAGUAUAAACCUGAUGCAGAGUCUACGUCGCAAGGUUUAGCUCCCUUGGUAGAAUUUUUUGAAUUGGUGCAUAUCGCGGAUUUAAUACAACAGAUGUUGCAAGUAUAUUAUGAUGAGGAAAUGUGCCGGUUUAUUGAUAAAGAUGACUUUUUGAAUGAGUGUAACGAAGAAAAAAAGAAAUUUGAAAAACUAUUAGAUGAAAGUGUAGCAGCUGGUCUGAAUAAAGGUAUUCAGGUAUUAACGGACCAAGUAGAGUUUAUUUUGGCUACGGAACAAAAACCUGAAGAAUUCAUGCCAAAGGAUAACGCGAAUUUAGAUUUGAAACCUACAAAGGCGUGUAUCAAUGCUGUUGAUUGUCUAUCGAGCCACGCUAAAUUGGUAGUUGGCUGUUCGGAUAAAAAUACCUUGGAUGUCUUUUUCCAAGAGAUUGGCUUGAGAGUUUUUGGAAUUCUAACAAAACAUUUAAAAAAAUUCGUUGUAAACAUACUUGGUGGAUUUCAAGUUAUAAGUGACCUAAACCAUUACUGUGCAUUUCUGACUUCACUUAAACAGAACGAAAUCACGUCAUACAUCAUCGCGUUAAAAGAGCUAGGAAAUAUUUACAUAAUUUCCAGUGCUAAAGACAUUGGACUUUUUGUUCGCGAGGCAGACCGAUUUAAUGGUGUUUUACGCGCGGAGGAUGUCUAUGAGUUUUGUCUUAAACGAGAGGAUUGGUUGUCUGUCAAAAAAGAGGUCGAGAAACAACUGUUUGGUUUGCGAGCUGAGGAUUGUAUAAUUAUGUAA